Venturia canescens is the source of this 8220-nucleotide messenger RNA. RefSeq lists its product as uncharacterized. Gene Ontology annotation, biological process: DNA integration. Gene Ontology annotation, molecular function: zinc ion binding; nucleic acid binding. Lineage: Eukaryota; Metazoa; Arthropoda; Insecta; Hymenoptera; Ichneumonidae. The coding region runs from base 3483 to 7853 and encodes 1456 amino acids. The record is from RefSeq and is a predicted model, not a curated record. The transcript is spliced from 9 exons.
GUCUCGUCUCGUUCCUGACUCGUAGAAUCUCGGCACAUUGACAGUCGUGCCCGCGUCUCGCGUCAGCUGUAACAUAUUAUUAGUGCAAAAAUCAUUGUAAAAGUGAGUGAAUUAGCAAAAUAUGAGAAACAAAGGGACGAUGAUAGUCCCUUCUUUGGUACUUUCCCAAGCCCCGAGUUUGGCUUAUCUACUCACAAAGAUCAUCAAACCUUGACAAUCAAGAGAUGCGAAAAAAAGCACCUGCCGGUCAAUUGUCUCGGAGUUUACUAUCGGAGGGAGUUCAAUGUGUUGGUACAUAACUAUCGAUGUUUGCCGGAAAAACGAAAUGGAUACCCGACAGAAGCAUCUAGAACGAUUCUAAUUGCCAACAAUACACGCAAUUGAGUAAAGAAACCAAUUUUACAAUAUCGCACAAAGACGUUGCAAUGUGCAAAAAAAUAGCAGAGAGCAGUCCACAAAAUGACAUUCGAGUUUCUCAGCGGAUCACUCACACUCUCGAUUAAUGGUCAUGAUUACGUGACAAAAGCAUUUUUGUGUCUUCUUUUGAGUGUGGCUAAAUCUCAGCUGUUACGCACUGUGUCAAGAACUAUGCAAUAACCGGGUGCAAGGUUUAUCCGGCAUUCGUUUCACAGUGGCUGUUAUACAUCUGAUCAAGAAAUUGGAGAACGUGGGUUGGAAGCUGGUGCUAUGGUAUUCGCUGAUCAUGGAGUUAUUUACGUUGACGAAUUUGACAAAAUGUCAGUCAUCAAUGGAACUGCGAUACAUGAAGUGAUGAAACAGGGUAGAGUUACAAUCGCUAAAGGCGGAGUUCACACUAGUUUGAAUGCUCAUUACUCCAUUCUUGCUGCUGCGAAUUCCGUUUAUGGACGAUACAAUCAGUAUAUACCACCAAUGGAAAAUAUCAGGCUUCAAGAUUCAUUGUUUUCUCGAUUCGAUCUUCGGUUCGUGAUGUUGGAUGUCAGAGAUUCCGAUCAAGAUCAGCGAUCAAAUAUUGAGCAAGUAUAUUCACCGCUCGAUGCAUGGAGUCAAAGUUCACGGAAGAAGCGAGCAAAACAAUUGCUAAAUUCAAAAACAUUUGCUCUUCGAUACUUAGAUCCGGAAGACGUGGCUGAAUCGGAUGUUGCGAGGACACAACAGAUAACAGUACGUACUUCAAAAACCCUUAUAAGAUUGGCAAAAAAUGUGAGUGAUCUCGUUCAGUUCGCGUAUUUCAAACGCGUACUCGAGAAGGAAAAGCGACAAGGACAAAGACCUGAUAGUUAAGGUGGCGUGGUCAGUGAAGAGGAGGAUGAAUGGAGAAAGACGAAGCACACGAGAAAAAAGAAAACUGCACGCGUUCUACAGCCGCUGCUGAGUCUCGCGGAAAGUCCAACCAUUACUUUACAAUCGUAAGCACUAGAAUGAAUGGAGAUUAAAGAUUUAACACCGGUCACCAUUUCUACGGAUAGGUUCAAAAUUUUCAGAGAAUCAUUGAAUAAACUGUUCAAUGUGCAGCGUGAGCAAUCGCUACCAAUGUCGAAGAUUUGAGAAUACAUGAACAUACAACACUCGCCUGAAUUCACUUUGAGCGAAAUAACAGCUGUAAUAAAUCAGAUAACCGAAGCGAAUCAUUUAAUGCUUGCCCGUGAUCAAUUUUUCCUCAUUUUUAAUUAUUCAAGAGGUGAACAGUUAUAUUUUAAUCAAUUCGAAAUGAUGAACCAAUUGCUAAUUCAUCAAUUUUUUUCGUAUCAAUAAUAAAUAUACAAUUUCAAAAAUCAAUCAAAUCUGAUCACGUUUUGUUACGGAUGCUAUUAUCAGGACGUCUAUAAUGUUGACAGAAUCGAAUCAAAAGUUUCAAAAUGUAUAAUUUUUUUGUUUCAAUUAUAAGUGUUCUCAUCGUCAUUUCUAUCGCCAAUUUCGUCGUCGCUGAGACGCUUGCAAUUCAAUGGCUAGAUUAGACGUGCAAAAUAUACUGCUACCACCUGUGCAUACAUGUCUAAAUACAUAUUUAAAUAUACGCGCGCGCACUGAUACACAUCAUGUCGGAAUUUCCUCUUCCUCUAACACAAGGAGUUAAGAGGCAUAUGGCACAUACCCCAUGUGGGAGAUAGCCAGUGAAGGAUAAGAAGAAGAAGAAGAAGAGUCAAGAGGCUGAUACGUCGAAAGUUUUGUACACCAUGAACAAGGUGAGCACAUGAUUGUUAUUUUGCUCCAAAUAGGACCCACCUUGGAAGAUAUAAAAAGAUAUCGCUAACUCUGGAUCUUACAAUGGGCUGGUUGAGUUCCGAACCACUUUCCAAUAUCACUUGCACAGGAUGGAAUCAUAAACAUGUCAGAUACAAAGGUAAACAGAAUUUGUUUAUUCACUUGUCGAUUUGCUAAGUAUUAUCUAUAAAUAUUGCAUUUUUAGAAUCCAGAAGAUGUAUUGUUUUAUCCCUAUUAUAUUGGCAAACUAAUUUUUUUUUUCUUGAUCAUCGUAGUCAACUUAUGACUGUUGAUUUCUCUGGAAAAUGUGGCUUUUCAACAUUACAUAAAUGAAAGAAAUAAAAUAUUUCUAUUUUGAACAAAUUAUUAGGUAUGAAAUCUAAAUAAAAUAAUCCAUAUAGCGUUUUUCGUAUAUCACAAAUAAAUUUUUGGCUCUAACUAAAACAGAAAAACAAAUUCCGUUACAUUUCAACCAUUUAAUCUUCGAUUUCGUUAUAACCUUUUUUUGGAUGGUAUAUACAUGUAUCAUGGGUUACAAUUAUUUCAUAAUAUUUCCAUGCCUUGUUCAGGUGAAUAAUAUCCAUUGCAUUGUUACUUUCAACUUGAUUUCAAAUUAUGUUUGCUUAAACACAGAGAAUAAUAUUGAUGAACUACACGAAAAACAUUCAGGCGCCUCUGAAGUAUUUUUCCCAUUUUUUCUGGAAAGUUAACUAUUUUGGGCUGAAUAAAAAAAUCCUUGCAAUAACGUAUACAUAUUUUGUUUAUCUUUAAUCGAGUCUACGUAACUUGUGUUGUUCUAAGAUUGCGACGGAGCUCCACGAUAUUUUUUUCGAAUAUUUGCAGUUUCCUUAAUGUGCGUUAUUUGAGUUUAUUCGGUUUUCUUAAAAAAAACGAGAAAUAAAGAAUUUCGUCUGUAAUGUAUUACGUCCGUUGGGAUAAGCCUACGACAGUAACUUGGCAACACUGUAAAGCGUUAAGCGUUAGCAAAGCAAUCCAAGCCCAAACUCCGGGCAGGCAGUCGUUGAUCGCACCUUGUCGAAACUAGUCCGUCUGCAAAGCGAUUUAUAAGAGGAACACCGUAUAAUAAAAGAUAUACAUCUAAGACAGUAACAGCGUGUGGUGGCUUACUCCUACCCCUAUCCCACUACAUUACAUUGGCGACGAGGAUAAAAAGUGAAUUAAAAGGUGACAUGGAGUCACAGGAAUAAAUAUAAAUAUAUAAAAAAAAAAAAAGUUUUUUUUAUAUAAAAGUAUAAACGGAAAAACCUCACGAAGAAAACGGAUUUCUGUCGAAAAUCAUGCCGACCAAGGAGGAAUUAGACAAAAGGCAGCAAUUUCUCGAGGCAAAGCAUGCGGAACAAGAGAGUUUUAAGGAAAAACUCAUAGAGCAGCAAAAACUCCUACAAAACCAACAGAAGGAGCAAGUAAGGAAAAAGGAGCAGCUUGAUGUAGAACGACAACGGUUCGAAGAAGAACGACGGCAAUUCGAAGCCUCAAGGCCGAGCGCUCGAACUACGACAAUAACACCGACAGACCAGGUAUCGAACAUAAACUUUUUUUCUACCAUUGGUGCCUUAACGGAAUUUUGUAUAAGCGAGGAUUGGGACAUAUACGAAGAGCGUCUCAACCAGUAUUUAUUAGCAAAUAAAAUCGCAGAAGAUCGUUGGGUAGCUGUUUUGAUAACGUUGGUGGGUCAAGAAGCAUACAAAGUGUUGAAAGACUUGUGCGAUCCACAACUACCAUCAACAAAAUCAUUUGCUCAGCUGUGCGAAAUUCUGAGAAAACAAUUCGCUCCAAGGGUCACGGCUUUCAAAGAAAGAAGAGAGUUUUUCAAUAUGACCCAAGGAGAUUCAGAGUCGGUAAAUCAAUGGUACGCUCGAAUAAAAAAAAAGGCGUCUAACUGUAAAUUUGGAUCUUUAUUAGACGACAAAAUCAAGGAUGGAUUUAUAACUGGUCUGAAAAGUGGACCUGUGUUGGACAAGGUGUUCGAACAGAGUCCAACCGCUACGCUAGAUGAAAUUCUCGAAGUGGCGAGAACGAAAGAGGCAUCGCUGGCGAUAUCAUCGAGAUCAAGUGCAUCGGAGUUACACAAGAUCCAGUCGAGGAGUCCGAAGGAGCGAACGAGUAAAAACAUCUCAGACAACAAGAAGUCAACGGAAGAGCGCCCAACAAGACACCCGGCAUCGAGAUCUUUGAACAGUCGAGCCAAGGAGGCUGACUCCGAAUCGUCCUGCAACCACUGCGGCGGCGUGCGUCAUAAUUAUAAAACAUGCAAGUACAAAGAAUAUCGGUGCAAGAUUUGUAAAAAGAUUGGCCAUUUAGCAAAAAUAUGUCGCGAAAACGUCAGAUCGCAUAAUUUUAUCGAGGUCGAGUCAGAAGAAUCGUUCGAAAUCUCCGAUAUGUUGAAUCUCGAGAUAGACAAUAGCGAAACGACACACGAAUUAAUAGAAUUAAUGGUUGAAGACAGUAAAAUUAAAUUUGAAAUUGAUUCCGGGGCUGGUAGAUCGAUAAUUCCAGAGAAAGUUUACAAACAAUUCCUUAAUCGCUGCGUUUUAGAAAAGACAUCAGCUCGUUUGAAAAUGUACGAUGGUACAGUACUAGUUCCAAGUGGUCAAAUAAACGUGAGAAUAAGUAAUAAAAAAUGCAAGGUGCAAAGUCAAUUAAUAGUCGUAAAAGAAGGCUGCAGACCACUUUUGGGCAGAGAUCUAAUGAAACCAUUGGGUUUUUAUAUCGCAUCGAUAAAUUGCAUUUCGACUGAGUCUGAAGUCAAAGAAAUAAUCAAACAAUAUACCGAACUUUUCGACGGAAAAUUAGGAAAGUACAAAUACGAGAAAAUCAAGAUCAAACUCCAACAAGACGUAGCGCCAAAAUUUUUCAAACCGAGGCCAGUGCCUCUAGCUAUGAAAAAACUACUCGAGGAAGAACUAAAAAGACUAGAAAAUGAGGGAGUAAUUUCACUAAAAAGCGUAAAUGCAUGGGGAACUCCUCUAGUACCGAUCCUGAAACCGGAUGGUAAAAUUCGAGUGUGUGCUGAUUAUAAAUUGACGGUCAACCAACAUAUCGAGGACAUUAGACAUCCAUUCCCCCGAAUCGAAGAGAUUUUUGCCGCAUUAAGCGGCGGGGAAAAGUUUACUAAAUUGGAUAUGUCGUCAGCUUAUAAUCAGCUUGAACUUACCGAAGAUUCAAAAGAAAUUUUGGCAUGGAGUACACACCGAGGCGUUUAUGCAAUAAAUAGAUUGCCGUUCGGUAUCAAAUCAGCUUGUGCGAUUUUCCAAAAAACGAUCGAAAAGAUACUGCAAGGAGCAAAAGGCGUAGUCUCGUUUCUUGACGAUAUUAUAAUUACAGGUAAAAAUCGUGAUGAACAUUUGCAAAAUUUGAAAGAAACUUUUGAACGUCUUUCGAAAGCAGGUUUAAAAUUAAAUAAAGAAAAAUGCGUUUUCUUUCAGUCCGAAGUGCGUUAUUUGGGGCAUAUUUUAAACAAAGAUGGGUUAAAGAAAAAUCCUGAAAAAGUUGAAGCGAUUAUAAAUGCUCCAAAACCAACAAAUAUCAAAGAAUUGCAGGCUUUCAUUGGAAUGGUCAAUUAUUAUGCAAAAUUCGUGCCGAAAUUCGCGGACAUAAUUUCGCCUCUUUAUAAUAUGCUAAAAAACAAGAAGUUUAAAUGGUCAAGAGAAGGCGAACUUGCGUUCAAGGAAAUUAAAAAGAAAUUGUCAGGCGAAUGUUUUUUGACCCAUUUCGACCCAAACCUGCCAAUUAAAUUGUCAUGUGACGCCUCAAACGUGGGAAUUGGCGCAGUGUUAUCGCAUAUUCUUCCUGAUGGAGCAGAAAAGCCCAUAGCUUUUGCGUCGAGAGUCUUGAGAGACUCAGAGAAAAAUUAUUCCGCUAUUCAUCGUGAGGCGUUGGCAAUUUAUUGGGCCGCGAACAAGUUUUUUCAAUAUUUGAUCGGGAACGAAUUUUUGCUAUAUUCCGAUCACAAACCGCUACAAGCCCUAUUCGGGGAGAAUAAAGGAUUGCCACAGUUGGCCGCCGGUAGGCUCCAACGGUGGGCACUAUUCUUGAGUGGUUUAAAUUACAAAUUCGCGUACGUGAAAGGCACAGAAAACGGCGGAGCCGAUGGGUUAUCGCGACUCCCACUGCAAGUUGAAAAAAACGUAAAUAACACAGAUUUCGAUUAUUUUCACUUUGUUGUCGAAGAUCACGUGCCAGUCUCAGCCGAUCAAAUUCGCAGAGAAACAAACCGUGAUGUUGUUUUGAGUAAAGUAUUACUGUAUACAAGAAACGGCUGGCCUGAAAGCAUUAACGACAACGAAUUGAAACCAUAUGCUUAUAGAGCAAACGAAUGUUAUAUCGAAAAUGGAAUCGUGAUGUGGGGUUAUAGAGCUAUAAUACCGAAAAAGUUAUGGCCGAUUUUCUUAGCGGAAAUUCAUAGCACGCAUAUUGGCAUGGCCAAAAUGAAAAUGUUAGCGAGACAAUAUUUUUGGUGGCCUAAUCUCGACAAAAACAUCGAAGAGUAUGUAAAAAAUUGUAAUGCCUGUAUGUCGACGGCGAAGGCACCGCCGAAAGCAGCGCUGAUCAAAUUUCGCGAGGCAGAAGCACCCUACGAGAGAGUUCAUAUAGACUUUUUGGGGCCCUUUCAUGGAAAAAGUUAUUUAUUGAUCAUCGAUGCGUAUUCAAAAUGGCCAGAAAUUUUCGAAAUGAACAAGACAGAUUCUAAUAAUACAAUCGAAAAGCUAAGGGAAUGCUUCGCGAGAUUUGGCCUGCCGCAAAUAAUUUUUUCGGACAAUGGUCGACAAUUUACAUCUGAUGAAUUUGCAAAAUUUUGCGAACUAAACGGCAUUCUUCACCGAACGUCGGCGCCGUAUCAUCCGUCGACAAACGGACAAGCCGAAAAUGCGAUAGGUACAUUUAAACGAAGCAUCACGAAAACUUUAAACGAAUGCGACAGCAGAAUUAAAAUGACGACUAUAAUAAGUAGAUAUUUGUUAACGUAUAGGAACAUUCCACAUUGUACGACCGGGGAAACCCCCGCGAAAUUAUUAUUAGGAUACAACGUCAGAACGCGUUUGGGAUUUUUGAACAAAACGAUAUCGCAAAAAAUGAGAGAAAAACAAAUUAGACAUUUUGGAGGCAAACGAGAGAUCGAGUUUAAAAAAGGGGAAAUAGUAUAUGCCCGUUGUUACAAGAAUCCAAGUAAACCGACGUGGCGAAGGGCUGUGGUCAAAGAAAAGUUGGGAGAAAGAAAUUAUUUAUGUAAUACUGAAGAGGAAAAUGUGGAAUGGAAGAGGCACGUAGAUCAAUUAAAGAAAAGUGGUACUUUUUACGAAAACGAACUUUCAGAACCAAGUUCCGAACAUCGGGUAUCAGCUCAAUCGAGAACUGACCACCGGGUGUUAGAAGAGUGCGAAGAAAAAACGCAAAAUUCCGGGGAAAUGUCUGGCGAAUUAAUCGCGAACGGAGAACCCGAAGGAAAAAAUGAUCAAGGAUCGAAAGACAGUUUGUGCGAAAAAAAUCAGGCGCAGUUAAAUGCUCCGAAUGUCGAGAUAAGUCGAAAUACAUUGAAAAAUGACACGUUAAUCUCCGCGUCGAAUAAAGAUGUUAAACGCGACGAGAGCCUAAACGUGAAUAGUAGACCAAAACGGGUAGUCAAACCUAUAAAACGCUUGAACUUGUAAAUACAGGGAUAAACCCUUAUAGGAUUAAGUAAGUCCUCGCGAUAGGGUAGAAUUCAAAGUGUAAUACGAGGUUAGCAACGUUUUGUAAAAGAGCUGCGUAUCGAGUAAGCAUCCGCAAUACAAAUUUAAAAAAUGCCUUAUGUGUAACAUAAACUAGUCGAGGGGGAAAUGUAAUGUAUUACGUCCGUUGGGAUAAGCCUACGACAGUAACUUGGCAACACUGUAAAGCGUUAAGCGUUAGCAAAGCAAUCCAAGCCCAAACUCCGGGCAGGCAGUCGUUGAUCGCACCUUGUCGAAACUAGUCCGUCUGCAAAGCGAUUUAUAAGAGGAACACCGUAUAAUAAAAGAUAUACAUCUAAGACAGUAA